CUUAUCCCUCCAAGCAAAGAGCAAAGCCCACGUUCCGCUUGACUAGUUAGCAGAUUUACGCGUUCAGUCGUCUGUAGAGGAAUGCCCAUGCAUUUUGCAGUGAGUUCUGUUGUCGGCAGAAACCUCGAAAAACAUGUAGUACACAAGAACGUCGACGGUACUUGAUUAAUAACGAUUACGAUGGAUAUUUUAAACAUUUUAGCUCUUUACUAUGUAAUAUUUUUGUCUGUUACGUAUACGAAUGGAGGAAUAUUAUCGAGCCAGUGCAAGGCCAGAUGUAUCACUGAAAAUAUACAUAAGAAGUCCAGUACUAUUCAAGCAAUAGAUGACUGUUAUGGUGAUGUCAACUGCUCAUCUUGUAUUAUGCCAUGUUCACAAGAAUAUAAAAAUCAAGCAAAUUGCAAGUUUAAAUGCAAUGAGGAACCUCAAAAGGAGACAUGUAUUGAAACGUGUGAAUUUUUGAAGCUGAGACACAACAGUAAAAUAGGAACGUGUCCGAAUCCUAGAGAUGCCACCGGGUUUGCCAAGACCUGUUUACAAACUUGUGGCAACGAUUCAGAGUGCGACGGGCGAAAGAAGUGUUGCUUCAAUGGUUGUGGCAGAACUUGCCAAUAUCCCAUUACGUACUCAGAAGAUAUACCGUCCAAACCUCGGAAUACUAUUGAUGUCUCUGAAGAUGUAACCACUAAGGAAAUAAUUUUACGGUGGAGUACACGUAAGGCACUGUCUCCCACUGAUAUAGUAUAUUAUGUGAUACAGAGUAAAAACAACACGGGUCAUCACCCAAGUAAGAAUAGGAUGGACACCUGGUACCACGUUGCAGAUACUGUUGAACAACACUAUAGGAUGAUUGCCAAGCCAGGUGUUUUUUACGAGUUUCAAAUUGCGUCUGUUAAUCGUAAUGGCACGCUAGGCUUCAACCGACCAUCAGACCCCUUCAAAUUAUCAGUGGAUCCUGAGCCUCCAAAUGUGCCACAGAAUCUGAGGGAAGGGGAGUCAAAGCUGGUGAACAAGACUGUCUCAUGCCGGAUUUACUGGGAUCCCCCAAAAGAGUCUGAUCUGGAUAUAUUACGUUACCGUGUGUUCUGGAGCGUGAGACUCAGCAGCAUUUCAGCUGUUUAUGUUAGCUUGGACGAGCACCGUAGGAACGUACCUGCUAAUGAACAUAGUUAUGAAAUUAAAGGAUUGUUGCCAAAUACAAAGUACUUUGUACAAGUACUCGCCCUUGCGCAGUGGGGUUCUACUCGUCUCAAGAGUGAACGAAACUCCAUGUAUAUCGUCACUAUGGACACGGACCAGCCAUCAGACCAACCAGCUUUUUCUCCCAUCCAUCCCAUGAACCCAUAUUUUGAAUUAUUGCCAACGCCACCACCAGUCCGCGACAUGAAAAAUAUCGAUCCUCCGUUCUGGAUGAACGGUACCCUCAAUGUAAAGCUGGAAUGGCGUAAACCACUUGGAGACGACCAUGGUGUGAACAGAUACAUGCUGUACUGGAGUCCUAAGCACUGUCUGUCAAAUAAGCCAAGAACAGGCAAGAAUGCUACAACCCAUUUUGGCCCUCGCAGCAGAAAUCCAGAAGCAACUACACAUGAUUUGGAGUUUAUGCUGUAUGGUUUGAUAUUUGACUGUCGCUAUGAAGUUAUCAUCCAUCCUGUGGACACUAACUUCAGAAAGGGAGCGGCCACUACAUACUACUUCCAGACACCUCUAUGCAACGAGGUCAUCGUUAAGGGCAAGCAAAAGCCUCCUUGCCCCACUCCAGCUCCUGAUGUUCCAUCAAAACCAAUGGACUUGAGUCAUCGGUUUAGCCUGGGGAUUAGUCUUUCCCUCACCCUGGAGUGGAACAAACCAUCCAGUAAACCUGAGAUGGUAACUGGCUACAGAGUAACUUGGGGUGUACGGCACCUUCCAUCUGACACCCCUUUUGCAGAUAGAUUUGAAAGGAUUAAGCAUAGUACAGCAAUGGUCAAGAACUUGCCAAAGGUAGUUAAGAUCACUCAUGAGAAUAAUAUUUGCGGAGAGUCCAAACAGGGGAAAUUAAAAUUGGAAAGUGAGACUUGCUGCUUAUUGGUGGAGCACUAA
Molecule: messenger RNA, 2082 nt
Organism: Anneissia japonica
Lineage: Eukaryota; Metazoa; Echinodermata; Crinoidea; Comatulida; Comatulidae
Product: anosmin-1-like
Exons: 14
Coding region: 181-2082 (633 amino acids)
Biological process (GO): neuron differentiation
Cellular component (GO): extracellular region; cell surface
Molecular function (GO): protein binding; peptidase inhibitor activity
Source: RefSeq, a predicted model, not a curated record